AGGAUGAGUUCCAACGCCGGGACCCGGCUUUCUUCUUCGGUCGUCUUCUUCCAAAAGCCUUACACCGACGGAGAGAAUUCCUGCGAGUCGUUCUUGGACUUCCUGGAGGUAGAUCUCAGCGUCAGCUGGUCCGAUAGCGCGAGAGUUGUGCGGUUGCUUAGACGAUAUUGGAGGAGGUUGGCGGCCGGAGUGGAGGGUCUGGGUCUUCUUCUCGGUGUUGUCCUCUAGGACUCCACGUCGAUGUCUCGUCGGCAGGGCCUCCAUAUCCCUCUCUUCGACUCUGAAAAUGUCGCGAGAUCUCAGGGUGAGAAUGGCUUCGGGAUCGGCUUCAGAAACUGCUCAGUUGUCUUCUUCUCUACCGCCUCUUCCGGAGAAACGAAUUGUCCUAGGUUGUGGCGGCGCUGGUGUGGAUUAUUUGGCCGUCGUGAAGCAAUUCCCUCAACCAGAUGAUAAAAUGCGGUGCGUGAGUGCCAAGGUUGAAGGAGGUGGAAAUGCCGCGAACACACUGACGUGCACAGCCCGUUUGGGGCUGAGGCCUAGGCUUAUAACAAAGGUUGCUAAUGAUGGCCUAGGAAAGAACAUUCUAGACGAAUUAGAAUCAGAUGGAGUUGACACGAAAUACAUUGUGGUCUCUAAGGAUGGGAAUUCUCCAUUUACCUAUGUUAUUGUUGAUCCUCAAACAAAAACUCGCACUUGCAUUUUCACGCCUGGGGACCCGCCUAUGGUUCUUGAUGAUCUUUCACCUUCGAGCGUAUCCUCUGCAUUGAGUGGUACAAGCCUUGUAUAUUUUGACGGAAGGCUGCAGGAAACGGCAUUGGUUAUUGCAAAAGAAGCUUCUAAUUUGGGUAUACCCAUAUUGGUUGAUGCUGAAAGGAAAAGAGAAGGACUGGAUGACCUCCUUAAUCUAGCAGAUUAUGUUGUAUGCUCAGCUAAAUUUCCUCAGGCAUGGACAGGGGCUCCUACAGUUCCAUCUGCCUUGAUUGCUAUGCUUUUAAAGCUGCCACAGACUAAAUUUGUGAUUGUAACUCUUGGAGAAUCAGGAUCUGUAAUGUUAGAAAGAAGCUUACAUGGCCCUGGCAUGGACAAUAUGGACGUAGACAACCUUUUUAAUUCAUUAAAGCAGAACAUUGAUGAUAGCAGUAUUAUGCCAACGUGUUUCCCAUCAGAGGUCGUGAUGCUCAGAGCAGAUGGGAUUGGCCAGGUAACUGGGAGGAUAAUUAUAGGCACUGCAGAAAAAAUUCCACCUUCCGAGCUCAUUGACACAACAGGAGCUGGGGAUGCAUUUAUUGGAGCGGUUAUAUACGGCGUCUGUGCAGGCAUGAUGCCUGAGAAAAUGUUGCCUUUUGCUGCUCAAGUGGCUGCUGCCAACUGUCGUGCUUUGGGUGCUCGAAGUGGCUUACCUUUGCGUAGUGAUGCACGAUUGGCACCAUUGCUAUAGGCAAACCGGAGCUGUUGCAUGACCAAAACGCGUUGCAACCACCAGCUCUUAUUUCAGUAAUCUCUUCCGUAACUUCCUCCUGCUGGUGAUAUUACUCAUUACAGUUUUGGUGACGCCCAGUCCAAAGUUCAGAAGCAGGACCCUUUAUCCUACAUCGGCUGUACUCGUGUUUGAGUCCAAAGUUCAGAAGCAGGUAACUGGCACCAUUGCCGUCCAUGGCAUCCAUUGGCACAUGCUCCCGAGCUUGGUCCCCUAUAUGGAACUAAUUAUAUCUUUGGAAUACAAAAAAGGUGUUGAUUCUA
Messenger RNA from Nymphaea colorata (pocket water lily), 1740 nucleotides. RefSeq lists its product as uncharacterized. The transcript is spliced from 13 exons. The coding region runs from base 287 to 1438 and encodes 383 amino acids. Gene Ontology annotation, molecular function: kinase activity. Lineage: Eukaryota; Viridiplantae; Streptophyta; Magnoliopsida; Nymphaeales; Nymphaeaceae. The record is from RefSeq and is a predicted model, not a curated record.